UCCAGGGGCCCUUGCAAAGACAAAUACAGGACAUGUGGCAAAGACGUGUCAUCAGAGUUCGUCCCCUUCCCUGUCGGCGAGAUCACCUUCACUGUGAAUGGUACACAAUAUAAAGUUAUCAAUCCUGAUCCGACCAUGAGCCUGAACGAAUGGAUUAGAGAUCAGCCUGGACUGCAAGGUACUUUUAGCAUCUAAGAUAACAUUGUGCAUCGACCUAACUUACCUUUCACUUUUAAUUUAUAACCUUGACCUUCCAAGAAGUUUAAUUUGCUUCCGCUGAGGUAACCCCACGAUAAGACGAUAAGUGCUCGGCGAAAUCGCGCGCGCGAAAAUUGGUAGGUCAGGGUUAUGGUUAGGGUUACAUUUGAGUUCCGAUUUUUAAGCCCGCUUGUGUUUCCUUUCCCUUUUAAUACAAGAAAAAUAUGGAACCACGGCAUUAUUUCACUCAACUUUCAAUUCGUAAUAACCUUCCUCCGCUUCUACCAUGGGCAGAUAAAAAGACUUAAGAAUCUACAACCGCUUGGUUAAGCUGGUACAGAAUACUACGUAGUCUGUUCACAAUCUUGUUCUGUUACAAAUUAAUUUCACCCCCAAAAUUUUCUAUAUAUUUAUGUUUUCUUGAAACUUGACACAUCUAGGUACAAAAGUAAUGUGCCGUGAGGGAGGGUGUGGCUGUUGUGUAGUGUCAGUAACAAGAAAUGAUCUGAGCACUGGCAAAGAUGUUACAAUUGCUGUCAACUCGGUAAGUACUCCAGACCUUCAAUGCGAUAUAAAAUUGUAAGAGAAAUGCUUGACUUACAAUAAAGAAAACUGAUGCUGUAUUAGAACUGCUAAGAAUUAAAAAUUCUCAAUUCAUUUAUUGAUGAAUAAAUGUUUCUUUUAUUUACUUAUUCAUAUGGAAAUUGAAAGUGAAAUUCUUUAGCAGUCCUUUGAGUUUAUGACUUCAUAAAUUUAACUUACAGAAAAAGGAAUAUUGGUGGUAUAUAUCCAGUCCUUCGGAUUGUUAAACGCCAGAUAUCAUAAGACAAGUCCCGCCCCCUAAACACAUCAAUUCCACCCUAUCCUUAUAGCGUGUUUAGGACAGAGAAGACAGAAACCAUACCCUGUUCAGAGGCAGAUCCACGUACUGAGGCCAUAUAACAAAGUAUUUCCGGGCCUUAUACACUAAGUUUUUAUACCUACUUGUUCAUGUUUAUUACUGAAACCUUCUUUUAGUGCCUAUUCCCAUUGUGUGCUUCUAAUGGUGCGGUUAUUACGACAGUUGAAGGCAUUGGGAAGUAAGUGUCAUUGCACGCAAACUUGUGUGUUUACUCUGCAGCCGCGUACGUUCUUGAUUUAUCAUAUCUGGCAAUAGGCAUGCCGUGAUAGUAGGGGUCCGUACACCUUCCAAAGCGUCAAAUGCGUUCUAAAGUAAAAGUUUCAUAAACAAAACCUGUAAAUUGCUUGUUUGUACAAUAGAAGUAAAGAAACGUGCUUCUACUAUCAGUGGGGUACGGUGACCCGUAAGGGACAUUACAAUAUAUUUUUUCCCUUAAGUUAUCGCGCAAUAAUUAGUCAGUUUAUCGCGCGAUAAAUGAGAAAAUUUAAAAAUUAUCGCGCGAUAAAUGAGAUCAUUUAAAAAUUAUCGGGCGAUAAUUAGUCAGUUUAUCGCGCGAUAAAUGAGAAAAUGUAAAAACUAUUGCGCGAUAAUUAGUCAGUUUGGGAAAAUGUAAGGGGUGACAGGCCGCACAUCUAUACCGGCGUGAAACCUUGUGUAAACCUUUUAUAUUUUAGCUCUAACGAGCAUGUCCUUUAGGGAUUUUCCUUUCUUCUUGGUUCUUUAAAAAUUUGGCGAAGUAACGGUUGGUUUUGUGUAAGAUUCCAUUUUUUCAGUAAAACUUCUUUUAAAGUAGACACUGAGGGCUGGUACUGUGUCACGAAAGGCAAUAUUUUUUUUCCUCUUUGUUGUUGUGUUUCAGGAGAGCAGACUCCCUCUCUGUGAACUUUAUAUCUGAGAGAAGGUUUUUUAUCAUAGUUUGUGGGUAGCCUCUGUCAAUCAAGCGUUUUUUUGAAAUUUGAAAUAUUUUCCUCAAAAGUAGUUUUUGAGGAGUUUGUUCGUAGGAUUCUCAAGGCUUCUCCUUCUCGUUUUUUAACACUCGGCGGGUGACAAGAGGUGAAAUGUGUGUACUGGAAGGUUUCCGUUCUUGUCUAUACGUCAAGGAUAGAUUUUUCCUUGAAUCUUGUGCCUUUGUAUACAACCGUGUCUAAAAACACAGUCUCAGUGUCAGAUAUUUCGGCCGUGAAUUUGAUAGUUGGGUGAUGUAAGUUUGCUUGUUCGAUGUACGCUUCGCGUUUCGAUGUCUGGUUUACUUAUGUCCCACAGGGAAAAGAUAUCGUCAAUGUAGCGUUUCCAAACUGUAGGUUUAAAAACGGUUCUGCUUAGAAUUGUGGAUUAGGUGUUUGAGAUUAGGUGUUUGAGAUAGCCAUUUUCUUGUCAUGUCAUCAAUAUGAUUCUCACGGUGAAGAUCCGUAAUUAGGCGCAAGACCUUGCUGUGUGUUUCUUUCACCAUGGGUUGAGAGAGAGGUCUGUAGUUAUGUUUGUCGCCGAUUUGUAUGUAACUCUUUCUUAUUUUGUCAGUUUUGUUCACGACUACUGCGAUAAACUGACUAAUUAUCGCGCGAUAAUUCAAACUUAUCGGGCGAUAAAAUGAACAGUUAUCGCGUAGCCUGCGUAGCAGGCGUCGAAAGGGAUAGAAGGCUAUUAUCGCGCGAUAAUUUUUAAAUUUUCUCAUUUAUCGCGCGAUAAAUUUGAAUUAUCGCGCGAUAACUUAAGAAAAAAAAAGAAGAUUGCAAUGUCCCUUACGGGCCACCGUAGUGGGGACCAUCAAGCGCAAACGAAUCUGUUUCCAUUAAGACCUAAGUUUGACGAUUUGUGCACAUUCUUUAACGCAUUAGAAAAGCUGCUGUGCAAAAAUAAUUAAGCUUGAUUUAUCGUGCUUCUUUUUCUAUUUAUUAAAAUGGUCGCCAGUCUUCAGAACGUUCUCCUACUCCCUUUCUGAUUUCCUUGUCCAUCAUUUCUUCCCUUCAGGCUCGCAUCUUACCAAAACUGUUCUAAGCAUGGGAAGUUUAAGAGCGUACGCUCCCAAGAGGACUAUCGCUUUUACGUCUUGAUCCUAAAUCUCGCUGACCGAAUUUUAACAUUCGAGCCGUUUUAAAACUAAAACACGAGAGUCAAGUUAUAAAUAAGAGGGACGUUGGAGCCUUCAGAGUUUUUUUUUUAAGUUUACGUUCACUACUGAUAAACUUGAAUUUGUACGUUGUAGAGUCUUUUAGAACUCGAACUAAAAGAAGACAUCGCGUCUUUUUACACAUUUGACGCACUAAAAACUUUAAAAACUGUAAAAAUAAAAACCUUGAGAUAUGUUUCGCUCUUCGAGCCUGUUCAGUCAAUGCAGUUUUAAUUUUACAGUUUUUAGUGCGUUCAAUGAGUAAAAAGACGUGAUGUCUUCUUCUAGUUCAAGUUUUUUCUAACAUAUCCCUGGCCUCGUCGUUUAGAAUUGUUCAGAAUAUUUUUUACAACUCCUUACAACAUUUGCAGGUUUAAGGUAAAAAAAACUAUUUUUCUGAAUUACAGUCGAUUUGACGGAUAUCAUCCCAUCCAGGAAAGACUUGCGGAUCAUAACGGAAGUCAGUGUGGCUAUUGUUCACCAGGAUUUGUCAUGAACAUGUAUAGGUCUGUAUGGAGUGAUGUUCACGAUACACGUUUCUUGUAUUGGAUUUGUGCACUUUGAAAUUGGUUAAGAAAUCUAGGGUCCCUUCUCCUACCAAUUUAUUUUGUUUUUAUGCCAGUUUGUUGAAAGAGAAUCGUUAUCCGUCCAAGCAAGAAAUUGAGGACAGCUUUGAUGGGAACAUAUGCCGCUGUACAGGUUAGGGUUUAACUUUAACUGUGAAUUGACUUGAGUGAACGCCUGGUUUUAGCGGUGAAUUUACCACUGGCCUUAAUCUGCGCCUUGAUGACUGGACCUUUAAUGUAGAUUGUACUAUUCGCUACAAAACACUUCAUCUACUAUUCUAAGACGUCUCUCCUCCGUAGAUUCUCCCGCUGGGAUUCAAAAGAAUUUUUAAAAAGAAAAUGUUAAGCGCGUUGAAAAACAAUGGGAAGAGGGCGAGAGACGGGGAGCCUCGCCUCGCUUCCCGUCAUCCCCCGCGUGCUUCUAUUUUUUCUUUUCCCAGCCUAGCUCCCUACGACACUAAGAGGGUGCAUUAUGGUCAAAAUGGUGAACUGCAAUGUUUCAGGACCCAUUAAUCGCCUUCCUUUUAUCGUUACAUCGUUAGGUUACCGUCCAAUUCUAGAUGCAAUGAAGACGUUCGCAAAAUCCUCAGAUCCUAUAGAUAUCGAGGUAUUUACGACUUAACCGGACUCAUUUUUCAUAAAAGUCAUCAAAGACCUCGUCCACAGUAACCCAUGGCCACUUUCGUUCGAAAGCGAAGACAUUUGACUUUAACCGGUAAAGUAGUCUUCACCGUUAUUUCAACAAACUUACAAGACAUUUCAUAGCGUGUUGUUUGAAAUUGAAAGAUGAUAAAGCCUUGAAAACUUGACAGUGUUAGGAAAACUGGACCAAACAUCAAUUGACCUUUGCGUCUUUCGAAUUAGACAACAUUAAACUUACCCUUUCAAUCCUCAAAAACCUGGGCCUUUUCCUUUUUUGUUACAAGUAUAAACCUAGUGAAUAUGUCCAGCCACACGAACCAAAUUCAAAUAAUUUCACAAUUUCACGCACCAUAGUCUUGCUAAAUGUUCAAAAACGGGUCGGGGAGGGUCUAAGAAAGACAAAAUUACAAAAAAAAAAAAAAAAAUGAAAAAACCCAACAGUCAGGGGCACCCAACGACAAUUUUCGGAAAAAUAUCAGUUCGGAAGACGAUUUGAGAUCUAGAAUUUUCGGAACAUUUGUUGUAAAAUUACUUGCUUGCCUGCCUCUCCUAGGAUUUUCGAACAUCUAAAACAUGGUAAAAUUGCCCAUUUUCAACGGAUUUUUACCCUAAAAAGGUCACCUAGAAUUUUCGGGAGCCUUUUUUCUGGCUGAAAUUUUCGAACAGGUAAGUUUUGAUCCCUAUAAUUUUCGGAUCACUUGACUUUCAGCUAGGAAAUCCGAACAGGUGAAAAAUUUAUAGGGGAUAAAAAUAUGCCCAUAUUAACCGUUUAAAUACUAAAACACGUUUAACAAUGCUAUGUUUAAGUGAUUUUGAACUAUAUUCUCGUUGGGUGCCCCUCAACAGUGCCCACUUAAACGUUUUGAAAACUUCAAGAACAAAAUUAAUUAUCAAUGGAACCUCGAUACAACGACAGGCCAACGGAUUGGCGAAAUUUGCUCGCUUUAACGAGGUUUCGUUAUAUCGAGGUUCUUUUUCAUAUACUUUGCUAUUGCUGGGGUAACGAAAUUCGUUCGUUAUAACGAGGACUUUGUUAUUUAGAGAUUAGUUAUAUUGGGAUUCCACUGUUCAACGUUUCUGAUAGGAAAUAAGCAAGUGCUCAAGUCCAUGUUUUAAUGGAGAGGUAAACUGUUUAAGAAAAUGUGUGACAUUAUCUGGUGAUAGAGAAGCGAAUGUGCUGUGGUAUUGUCCAAAGUCAAAAGCUGAUUUGUAUGCAUUGAUGUGUAAACACAAGAAUGAUAAAGUCAGGCUGGUGGCUGGAAAUACUGGACAAGGUGAGUAUAAAGAACUUUGUUUCUCGUUCAGAAAACAGGGGCACUCAACGACUGUUUUCUGUAAAAUAUCUGUUCGGAGAAGCAAAAAUUGCCUAGAAUUUUCUAUAGCUUGAGCAAGGCUAAAAAUUUCUAGAUGAACGGUUCCAUUCAUGUACAAUUUUCGAAGCUUUCGUAAUAAAUUCCCUACGAUUUUCGGAAGUUUAAGAGAUUUUCCCUAUAACCUCGUGUUUUUUUCUCCGUGUGAAUAAGGUUUUAGAUUCUGGCUUCCUUGAAGGCUCUUUAACGCGUUUAGGUAAAAUGGAGCGGCGUGAAGAAUUUCUUUUCCUUUUCCUUUUCUCCCUCCACUUUCUACUUCGUCAUUCCUCACCAUAUGAACGCCGGGAACAUGCUUGUGUCCUUGAAACUGUGCGUUUUAUAGCUACUGUUAAUGACUGAGCAAAUUAUUACUUGCAGGCAUUUACAAGAAUGACGGCCCUUUUGAUGUGAUGAUUGAUAUUAAUCAGAUAGAGGAACUGCACAACGUUCCGAGUAAUACCAAGGUAAUGUUUAAAAAUUGAAGAUGAAGCCCAAACGCCUUUCACCUUCAAUGGCAUAGAACAUGAAAGAAAAGAUUUGAAAUUGCAUCUCAUUUCUUACACUAAAAAAAAGUCUUACAAUAGUCGAAACAGUAGACAGAUCUUAAAUUAUUUUUUGACUUUAUGUCAUCUUUUGUUGGAUUGAUGAGACAGCUUUAGUCCGUAGUCCCCUCGUCACUUCAUUUUUUACUUAUUAUUUGUAAAUUCUAUUCUUGUGCGCCAAGUGAAUAAAACAAAUAAACAAGACUUAAUUACCUUGCACAAAGUAGUCAGGUCUACAAAAAAGUUGAAAUUUAUUUUGUUUUUUUUUUAAUUUUUGACUAGGAUGUUGUUCUUCUUUGUUAUAGGAACAGUGUGGUAGCAUUAAAAUUGGUGCUGGUGUGUCAUUGAACACCUUUAUAAGUGUACUGAAUAACAUAGCCAGGACAUGGGAAGGUUUUAAUGUGAUGGCUGAUCACAUACGCAAGGUAAAAUAUUUCUUAAAGUGAAAAUGGUCCUUGUAGUUAAACGGACAACCUUUUAGCUGUUGAAAAAGAAUCUGAAAAGAACGUAAGAAGAUCUGAUGAAUUUUUACGCAAGCCAAGCAAAAGAGCAGUUUUAUGUAAAAGAAUAAAAGACGCGCCUUAUAUCAUCUAUUACCCCAACCAAGAGAAAAAACACUCUCGCUCCAACUUAGCAAUUAGCAGAACGAAAUAGUACAUUAACGCACAGUGCUGACAAGUGAGGUUAAAAGUUUUUGUUUUGCUUUACAUUAAAAAAAAAUAAUUGCGUCGAUUGAUGGGCGCUAUGCAGAGUAUGUAUCUAAUUGUUCAACCCAAUUAAUUCAGAUUUCGCUGUAGAAAAUCAUUUUUUUCUUUUACUACAUUUAGUGUCAGGACUACAGAGAGCUAUUUUUAUACAUGUAUGUACAUAUUUCAACGCGUUUUUGGUAAAAAAUACUCAAAUAAAUAAAUUGAUAAUUCUAAUGAAAGGUAAAGUUAUCAUUACUUUUCUCCUUCAUAGGUUGCAAAUGUUCCUGUUCGAAAUGUGAGUGAUUCAAUAUUUCAUCCGGUUAAAUGAUAUCAAAGGCAUACACAGUAAUUUUGAAGGAGUUAUAAUAACUCCUUUAGUGGGGUAAAUUUAACUCCUUACAGUGGAGUUAUUUUUGUAGCUCCAAAAAGGAGUAUUAAGAACUCUUUCUCAGGGAUAAAAAAUCACCCCAGACAUUGAGGAGUUAAAAUAACCCGCAAAAAGGAGUUAUCCUGUACCUAAAUUGUUUACUCCAGUUUCAGAGUUAAACUAACUUCAAAAAGAGUAAAAACAACUCAUGUAAGGAGUAAAAAUAACCCCUUUUCUGAGUUAUUUUAACUCCAGACUGGGAGUUAAAAGACCUCUUUUUCAGGAGUAAAAAUGACCCCAAAUUUGGACUUUAAUUAGGAGUUAAAGUAACCCCAUAAAAGGGGUUAUUCUGUACCUAAAAUUUUUACUCCUUUGGAGUUAUAAUGACUCCAACAUUACAAAAUGUAUGACGGCAGAAGGUAACAGUGCACUGUUUUCCACAAAUUUUGACCGACGAACACAGUUACAGCAAGGUUUAAUGAAUUUCCAGCUUCAAAAAUUUCCAGCUAUAGGCCGAUUCAUCGUGACAUCAUUGUUUACAUUUUUGCUCAUUAGUUCUCGGGAAACAAAAAUAACUGUUUCCUUAUGGAUCAGUCGUUAAGUGAUUAAUAUUAGCCUCUUUCUUUUUUUGCAAAUAUCCACCCAUCUUGACCUCUUGCAUGGUGAAUAACGCAUAUGUAAUGACGUUUGGCUAGGUUGGUGGUAUUGCAGGGAAUCUAAUGUUGACGCAUACAAACUCUGGUUUUCCUUCUGAUAUUUUCACCAUUCUUGAAGCGGUUGGAGCAUGCCUGAUUAUCGGUAAGAUUCCUGUAUGGACAGUAAUAAAAACGAUAGGGUCAGGUUUGUGUUUAAGAAUUCACAGAUCUAUAAUAACAUUGCAAUAAUAUAUCUCUAUCAGUGUUUUUUGAACUUCUCAUCUUCCUGUAGGUGACAGUACAACAGAAAGUGAGUCUCAGUAUUCCUUGUUGGAAUUUCUUUCUCUUGAUAUGACUGGCAAGGUUUGUGAAUUGUUUACUUCUGAUAAAUAAUUGCUUACGUCUUUAGUGGAAAACCAAGAGAAUAUAAAUUUGCGUAUAAUUCAAAGAAUAUAUGAUACAACCCACAAAAAAUCUAUUCUAAAAGACACAAAUUUUCGGAGGGCACUUAAACAGUUGGUUUUGUGAGUACAAAGCCUUUCAAAUGGAGAAAACAAUUUUUCCUCAUGGAGACGAUACUGAAAAGUGUUGCCUUUCACUUACUUCCGUUUCAGUUAGUAAUUCCAAAUUUUCUUUCUUAUUCUGUCAAACGUUGACAAGGUCGAAAAAGAAAAGAUCCUGGGGACGAGUUUCUGGUGCGGAAUUCCAGAAACAAAGCAAGCAUGGCGAAACACAAAUGCUUGCUUUGGCAACUCUUAAAGCUGCAUCACACAUCCUUUUCGACUUCAUUGAUAAAACGUUUUCACAUUGGCAGUCUUAACUCAAUAACUUAUUUGCUGAAAAGGCCCAGUGCUACGAUUCAUUGCUCUUAGAAUUCUUAAGGGUUAACUUAAAAUUAGAGCUUUAUAAAAUAUACUACACUGGAACUACUGUAAAGAGUUUUUGCACAUGCUCACAGGUCAUCUUGGCUGUUAUGUUGCCUGCUUUAUCACGUGACUAUAUCAUUUUCACCCACAAAGUCAUGCCAAGAUCUCAGGUAAGAAUAUGAUAUUAAUAAAAGAUGCCCUUACCAAGAGAUCAACAUGAAGUUGCUUACUUUUUUAGAAUCAUUUGUCGUUAUUCUAUUUAGUAAAAAUACCUUCAUAUGACAAACCUUAUUUCCAUUAAUUUUGCGUGUACAUACAUAUUUUGGAAAGUAUUAUUUAUAUUGUCGUUCACACAAGAAAAAAUGACCAAUUUGCAGUUAACACAGCGAUUUGUUCAUUUCUUUUUUGUUAAGACCAGUCGAUUUACGAUGGGUUAAAAUAGCGACCCUUUGUAUUGUGUUUUUAAAGGGUUCGUUUAGGAAAGAUGGGACGUUUACUCAAGUUAAUCAGUACCUACGUUUUAUAAUUUCUUUUUCUAGCAACGUUUUCUGGUUGUAGCUGUCUUAUACGACCCUUAUUCAUCAUUAUUGAAAAUAAAAUCUCCUUAUUUUCAGAAUGCUCACGCAUAUGUGAAUGCUGGUUUUGUGGCCAAGUUGGACAAGAACACCAUGACUUUGAAUAAUGUUAGGAUUGUGUAUGCUGGAAUAACACCGUUUUCUGUAAGAACAUUUUCUAUAACUUUUGACAUGAAGGACUAGACUCACUUUCUGACAAAUUAUGACAAAACAAGCUGUAUAAGAAGCAUUUCCAAAGUGAAGCAGAAGAUAGCAUAUCAUUUUACCCCACAUAUUUUCACAGCCAUUUCAUAGGGUGUAUUUUUUAAUCUGGCCACGUUAACGGGUAUGCUCUUAAAUCUUGACUCUAACUAGCGACGAUCAGGCGACCGAUAGAUGUGAAGGUUAUCAUUUAUUUGCGGUGUGUUUUUUUAAUAAGAAUUAAAACAUCCAGGGUUGUAUCUAGGGUACUUUAGGGGUAGAAGCUUCCCCCCGCAAAUAUAUUGCUAUCAUUACAGUAUACAAGUCAUUACACUGGAAAAAUCAUCCAGACGUUACAAGGAAAGUGCACAUGAAGUAAAUAUUCCCUGUCUAAAGACACCAUGUGACCCCACGACUAAAAUAUUAAAUACAUCAUUACAGUAUACAAAAAUCAUUAUAUAUUCUGGAAAAAUCAUCCAGACGGAGUUUGUUUACAAUUUGAAUCAAACACAUUUCCGGAUGGGAUUUUUAUCGUUUGUGUCGGUCAAGUGCGUUUUCAUACGAUAUUGUUUCACCAAAUUCAACAAAUCAGAAAAAUGAAAAAAAAAGUAAUUUUUUGUAAAUUAAAAACUAUCUACCAGUAAACAACGACAAACUGAAAAAUAAUUUUCUACCUACCGUCGACAAGCUUCUUUGGUAUUUGUUUGUACGACUGCUUCAUUUAUCGCUCAAAUUUCGUCUUCCGAAAAUGUCUCGAAACGAGACGCAAUCUUUGCUCCGGUCGCAAAACAGUGAAUAACCAAGGAUAUUCCAAGUUACAAUAGCCAAUCAAAAUGCGUGAAAACUGCUAUUCACUUAUUUGGUAAAUACUAAUAACUCUUAUUUUGAUUUUGAUUGUUACAAUUCAUUUAUACUAUCAACAAUUCAUAGUUGAGUAAUGGAAUAACUUAUUACUUAAUAACUGUCUUUAUCGACACCACAGAUGCACGCCGUUAAAACAGAGGCAUUCUUGACUGGUAAAAACCUGACAAAGGAAAAUACUCUAACAGGUAAUUCAACCGCUGUCCACAAAAGAAGUUUACUCAAAUGUAUAUUUGUAAUAAAUCAUUCGUAGGACCAUAGAUCUCCUCGUUAUAAUAACCGGGGAUAUGCGGGUUAUAAAUGUUCCUUCUUCAGCUCUUCGUUUUCGUCUUAUGCCAUUUAUCGGUUUGGUUUUCAAUAACUCAUGUAGAUCUUUGUUUGUUUCAGGUGCCCUUGAAGUUCUGGAACAGGAGAUUUCUCCUCAUUCUUUUCCUACAGGUUCAAGCAAAAAAUACCGAAAAUCCCUAGCACUUGGUUUGUUUUACAAAGUACUAAACAAUUUUAUAGUAUUAUCUACAAUUUUCUUUUUUAGAAAGAACUGCCGACCAGGACAAGUGUGAUUAAAAGCUAUAAGAUAUAAAUUAAUGCUUUUAUUGUCAGACAAUAUCCCAAAUUGAGGCUUUCAUUGUGCAAUUUUUAACCGAUGAAAAUUAAAAAAAUAAUAGCCUCCUCAAGAUUUCAGUCUAAAUUAUUUAAAGCAUUACUUCUACUCGCUAUUCACGACGACCUUUACAGAACGGGUCCUAUAGACUCCGGCUUUUGUUAUGACCGAUUGAUUUUAAAUUGUUAGUUGUCGAAGAAAACGAGGAUUACGUACAAAAACUGAUCAUUUAUACUUGUGUUUUACAGUUCUUUUUGUCUGCUCUUGGUGAUAAAGCAUCUGCAAGAGUAAGAUCAGCGGCUAUGGCCUUCAUUCGUCCUGUUUCUUGUGGAGUACAGAGUUAUGACUCAAAGCCACAACAACAUCCACUAACAAAACCCUUGAAUAAACUUACUGCCAAAAUACAGGUAAAUAAAAACUAUUGCGAACGUGAUGUGCAAAGGAUCAAAAAGCUAGUUAAUUAACCCUUUGACGACGGCUUUGAUCGUGUCGGUUUUCUGGUUUGGAAAGUUCUAACAUAUUUUCCUUCCUGGACCAAUUUAGCUUUCCAUUUAAGAUAUAGAUAUGUUAAGCAGCAAAAUAAGCAAGCAAAGAUCUUUCCACGGGCCUCAUUUUGCUAAUUUGGAACAGUUAUGACAAAGUUUCCAAGAAACAUUUUUGUUAAAAGUGCGCUGCAAAUUUUGCUAUUCACCCUUCUACUCUUUGCAGAUUAGGAUUUUCCGUUUUCUGGAAAGAAAGACGACAAAGGGAGCAAGAAAACUGGUGAAAACAAAACUUUUAUCACCCCACCCAACAUUUUUUAUUAUUUUCUAAAUCGCGGACGGUUAAAGAGAUGUUAGAUGAGUUACGUACGACUUACACCUGUGAACUUGUGUUAUUGUUAGACAUCUGGCGAAGCUCAGUAUGUUUCCGAUAUUCCAGCUGUACCUGGAGAACUACACGCUGCCUUUGUUGUUAGCAAACGGGUAUGAACCAUUUUCUAUUAAAGACGUUGAUUUCAUUACUAUUAUUUUAAUUCUGAACAAUAAACACUUAUUGGAUGAAGGUCAGUGUAACAGGAAGAAUUAUUAGCAAUUAUGGGAUGAGGCUGAGAAUAAGCUAAAAAAUUAUCCAGAUCAAGGUGGGUGUUAUUCGUCUUCGGCCUCGGUUUGCAGUAAAGCUUAAAAAAGUAAUGAUUGAAAUAUGAAAAGAAACGUUCAUUGAAAGAACCCUUAUAAUAUUAAAUUGCAUUUUAGUACAUUUUAUUCUAUCAACAUAGCCUUGUGAGAUAGUUUAUCUGGUCUGAAGUGAGUUUUAAUUUUAAAAAAAAGUAGAACGUAGAUUUUCGUGUACAAUUCAUCGUAAUGAUUUUUUUUUAACUUGCAGGGAAACUGCAAGAUCAGUUCUGUUGAUGCAUCUGAGGCAUUGGUUAGUGACUCCAGUUUUAUCGUAAAAUAUAUUAGGAGAUCUAGUAAAACGAUAGUCCACGUUCGAUAUAUUAAAAGCUUUAGGGACAAAAAUGCAGGUUUUUGAUGACCCCAUUGUCUCGCAAAUCCCAGAAGAGACUUGAGCACAAAGACAACCAAACCACAUUUCAUGAUAAAUAUGACCAGAAAGCCUCGGAGUCAUGUUAAUAUAUCAAACGUGAGCUAGAUAGAUCAACUUCAGCUGCAUGCAAACGGACGCAAAAUUGUUGGACAACAACUCCCAACAUUGUUGAUGUUGUGUCCGUUUGGAUACCCUGUAGUUGUUGCGUGGUGUCGGGAGCUGUUGCGCAAAGUUUGAAACGGAUUAAAUGUUUAGCUAUGAGCAAACAUUUGCAACACUGUUGGCCAACAACUCUCAACAUUGUCCGUUUGAACGUAGCCUUAGACUCUUUAGAUGCAUAUAUUAUUUGGCCUCGACAAAUCACCCGGCAAAGCCCUUCGCACACUGCAGUCUUCAUAAAAAAGGGACGUUUCACUUCUCUUUUGGUUCUGUUUUGUGGAGCCUCCUACCAAUCAAAUAAUCAUUUGUUGCAAAACUAUAAGUUCAGCCAGAGCUACAAUUCAACGAACUUGUGAUUGACAAGCUAAGUUGUUCAGUGCAUGCACGGCAUUGAGAAAUUUUCUUUGCUUUGUAGAUAUUACCUGGAGUAGUCAAAUAUAUCACAGCUGCAGAUAUUCCCAAAGGUGGUGUCAACAAUUUUAUGCCAGUAUCUGAGUUCGAACCCGAAGAGGUAAUUUCUGAACUACAUUUGUACACUUUUUUAUGUAGAUUGUAGUAAAUCUACGUUAACAAUUUUUACCAUCUGCAUUCAAUAUGCAAGGAAAUUAUCGAAAAGCGCGAUUGUCAAUUAUAGACCAUCGACAGAUGACGUCUUAAAAAGUGUGCUUUUAACAGAAGAGUUACACAAGAGCCGCCAGCGAAUGAAUGCGUUACUUAAAACUUUCUUACCCGUCUUUCGGGAUUUAUGGAUCUGACGCAAUAAACCGUAAAAUGGAAUAUUUGUUUUAUUCAACAGGUAGAAGAAUAAAAGAACAAAUUCGCCUCGUACUAGUGCUCGUUUGUUACAGGUGUUUUCAUGUCGACAUAAAAACUCUUUUCUUCUAGGUUUCGUCUGUGUCUUACUAGUCGUAAACAACUUCUACUAAGCUAUUUAUUCGAGGGCUCGCUUGUUAAAUCUGAAAUUAUCUCGUUAAAUGUGUAAACAUUUUCAAAACCGUUUGAUCAUAUUGUACAAUACAUCGACUUGAGCUUUUUUGAUGUCAUCCGUCUGUGUGAUCCUUCGGGUAAGACUCAAUCAGCGAUCACAGCGCGCGCCGGUUUCAUUAAUAAUAAAAACUAUUCCCUCUCGUAUUGCUUAUUCAAUAUUAGUUCUUCAGUAUCACUUACUAUAUAAAGGCAAUAACGUUGUGUUUGUGUUACAGGUACUUUGUACUGGAAAUGUUUUAUUCGCUGGCCAGGCGUUGGGUCUUAUUGUAGCUGGUAAGUCCGUAGUUUUUUUUAACCCAUUUUGGCAGUUUUCAAAGAAAAUGAUACAAAUUAGAGAGUAAACCUUGAGUGAAGCCAGAUAGAAAUAAGAGGCCCUUCUGGUCUAAAAAUAGUAUAGUUUAAUAACCUGGUAUUUAACUUUCCCUUGUUCAUGUUGAUCCCAAGUUAACUCAAUCAAGUGAGUUCUGGGUAAUUGGGAACAUUUGACAGAGUGUGGUCGCUGUAGUGGCUAAAGGGAGGGCUUCAAAUUUUUGCUCAGGUCUGAAUUUAGGGUCGGGAAAAUCGCAGAUUUUGGUCUGAAAUAGGGUUAAGGGGUUAGAGUAUCCUUUCCGUACGUCAUCUGACUCCUUUAAAAGAAGCAAAUCUGAGGUAACGCUGGAAUAGACCAUUUUACAUUUGGGGCUUAGUAUCCUAGCCUUUGACUGAACAUGAGGCUGAGUUUGACCUGUUUUGAUACAAACCUCUUUCCCUUUCUUAUGGAAAUUAUGUUUAAAAAAUACUAGUUAGCAUAAGAACAACAUUAUUUACAUAAUAAAACAGCAAGGGUUGUAUUAAAACAAAAUCAACUCCAGCCUCGUUUUCAGCUGUAACCUUAAAAUGGGCUAGUGGGCGAUACCAGGGAGCUAAAACUGAACUCUUAACCAUUCAUACUGACCCGCUUUACGGUGUGUGAUCUAUCUGGGUUCCAAUUUUCAGCACAGUUAAUCUCUUCCUCUUUAGGGGUCACGUAGAAAGAGAUUUCUUUUUUACGACGCUAAGCUUUGUCCCUUUAGCGGUAGUUUCAGUGAGAUUUGAGAUUUGCCUGCUGUAGAGUAUACUCCCAUAACAUUGCAGUUCUAGGGAAAUAUAAUUACAAUUUGCAACACAGCAGUUCCAACAUCAAAUAUUAACGUGCAAUACUAGGAAACGAAAUUACUGGCGUUCAAACCAGUCCACAAUGGUUGCACUUGAUAAAUUUACUUUUGUAGAUACCCAGCGACACGCAGAUGAAGCAGCUAAAGCUGUAAAAAUUGUGUACAAAGAACAGAAGCCUCCCAUUCUCACCAUAGACGAAGCCAUUGAAGCAAACUCGUUCUUCGACGUAAAUGCUGUUGAAUAUACUUCCAAAGCUACGGAUACAACUUUAAAGAAAGGCGACGCAGAUGGUAGGCUGCUUCUUUUGUGAAUUUAAAGACACUUAAAAUUUAUAGGUUUUUAAAUCGUAUAUACAUGCGGGUGAAACAAGCGUACCAUUUGAUGGGUCAUGAGCAUGUUUUAAAACUGAACUUUUUACACUAUAUUGUACGUCUUUAUAGAUUCUGAGAAUCCUUCAUUUUUCCGGCUACCCAUCAACUUAAUCAACGAACGAUUUAAAAAUGUUUUAUUAAGUUAUUCAUUCCAAAACAUUUGCUCCAAAACAGAUUCAACAGAUCAUUCUAUUUUUGUAGAGUAUAUAACACUCUUUCUUUGUCUUUUUUUUUGUUUUGUUUUGUUUUUUUCAAUCAGCUGCAAUCAGAAACUCGCCACACAUUGUGCAGGGUACGGUGUAUACUGGAAAUCAGUUUCAAUAUCAUAUUGAAAAUCAGGUAAGAAAUUUUUGCUAUUGACCACUAGUAAACUGACUACCAGUUAAGUUCCAAAACGGAGUUACGACGUAUAUUAGCAAAUUUAUUAGAUAUCUGUUUUAUUAGAUAUUAAGCAAUUAUCGGGUGAGGUUGAGUAUGAUGUACAGAGGACAUUACACGGUGGCGAGAAGGUAUGAAUUUUAUGUUUGAGUGGCAAGAAAAAAUGUAUCUCACUAAUGAGCGCAGAGAACGAGUAAGAUACUUUUCUUUCCAAGAGAACAUAAAAUUUAUACCGAGGACGUAUUUGAGUGAAGCAAACUAAUUAAACUUAUUGCUCCAAAUUAAAUAAGCCUCUAUCAGAUUUUCGCAUAUCCCUUAGCAGUCCCAUCAUCGCCUUUGACAGCAAUGGCUGUGAAAGGGAGCAGGUAUGGUUCAAUGGUAAGAGCCUUCGCAUCCCAGCCACUAGUGAGGCUCCGUCGGUUUCGAGUCCCGGCGAAGUCGCCAUCGUACCUGAGUUUGUUGUUGGUUCUCUUCUCUGCUAGGAGAGCCAAUCUACGCUUUUAGUAAUACAGUAUAAACCAAGGGUUCGAAAUAAUAUAUUCCAAUCUGGUCUGAAAAUUGUCUCCGGUUAGGUUGGAAAACUUAUGCAGUUCUUUGAUGUUGUUAGCAAGUUUACGCAACAGGACGGCAGAAAGAAGAGGACGGCAAAACGCAAAACGAGUGUGACAAACGUGACGGGGCUAUUACUUACGUGUUUUGUCGAGAAUUCACGUAACGUUGACGUUUUUUGCUCUUCUAAAAAAACAUCUGAGUGUUUAAAGAAAUGUGAAGUUUGGCGGAAGGUCUCUUCAAACAAAAUCAUUGUCACACUUGUCACUCAAGGUUUGCCGUAGUCUUUUCUCACCCGUCCUGUUGCGCAAGUUCAUUAAAUGCGUCUACUUUAAUUUAGAAUGCCUUAAUAUACUCACUGGUAAUACUACUUUUUAUUGGUAACUAUAUUUAUGUCAGAUAGCGCUGUGCGUGCCAGAGGAUGAUAGUCUAACUGUCCACUGCGCAACUCAAAAGAUUGAUGGAACCCAAAGAGCUGUCGCUAAGGUUCUUAACCUACCAAUUCACAGGUAAUUAUAAUCCACUCUUUUCUGCGCGCGUCAUUUUUUAAAGGCAAUUACAAAUAACAGUUUAUAAAGGAACAUCAGAUAUUUCCUAUAAUUAUACUCAUGAAUGUCAUGAAUAUUCAUUCAUUAAUUUAUUUAAUUUGCACAGAGUUAAUAUGAGUGUGAAGAGGUGCGGAGGAGCGUUUGGCGCCAGGAUCACAAGAGCAAACCAAGUCGCAUCUGCAUGCGCCAUAGCUGCUUAUGUAACCAAACGGUAAACGUUUUGUUCUUUAAGGUUCGAUACGUAAAGUGGAAUACUCUGGGAUCGUUCUUUUUCCUUUUUGCACUUAAGAUUGAUCCCAAAAUGGCUUACGUACUCAGCAAUUCUCUCUCCUCCUUGCUCAAACAUAACAUUUCUAGAAACGGCAUGUUGGCCACGAAUCAAAGAAACCAGAAUGAUUAAAACGGAGGAGUUCCCCAAAGUGAUUUUCAUUUUUUCAGGGUACACCUAUCUAGCUUCGAGUCUUAUUUUUACAACUGUACGUAGAUUAUUUUACCUUUUAAUCCAAGCGAGUAUAACGAUUUUAUUUAAAGGAUCUUUUAGGGAUUCGUUUUAGGGUCCAAAAACAUUUUUAACAUUAUCUAGUCCGGUUUGCCUGGCUGCAGAGCCUACAGUCACUGUUUUCCUGGUUUAGUUUUUAUUCAGUGCGGAUGUUCCACUAAAACAGCAAAAUACAAUAUUUUACAGUGAUGUACAAUGCAAUUUUCUAGGCCAGUUCGUUUGAGAAUGGAUUUAAACACCAAUAUGGAGAUGUUUGGAUCAAAAGAACCAUUUAAAGCUGUUUAUAGGGUAAGAAAUUUAAUCUGUUCUAUCCGACUCAGUUUUACAGGCAACCUUUGGAGGAGAGAGUAAGCUCCAUAAAAAUGACGGGGGUCCUCGAAGUAUUUUAAGUAAAUUGAUACCAUUUAGCAACCUCGUGCCCAGGGCGCUUUUCCCUGGCCUCCAAAGCCAGGGAAAAGCACCCUGGGGACGAGGUUGACCAUUUAAGUUUUUCAAAUCUCAAAUGACGGUCUUGGCCGCGGUUGUCACAUUGCUAGUUUAGGGCCUAUAGGUUUUUGGGAGCCAAAAAUAUGAUGGGAGAACUAUUUUAACUGAUAAAAAUCUUGGUUACACGAGGGCGACAUUUAAUUUUAUAUUUUCUCGCCUGUUCUUUAAAAAUAGACAUUACGGAAAGCUUUAUUGUACUUUUUUUUUCACCACUAAAUCUAGGACGUUUAUUUCCGUUGAAGGAGGUAAAGCCCUCUCCUGAUCGCUAAAUGAUUAAAUUUCUAACAUUUGAUAACUUGUUUUCACCGUCAUUCUCGCUAAAACUUGUAGUAGACCGACGACGGCUACCACAUUUUCCCGCCAAAAUGGCGUUGGUUCGCACCCGCGCACUACUUAGUAUUGGGAAAAUCUCGUUCCCGUAGUCGUCCUUGUCUUAGAAUCUAAAGCUCUCUAAUUUCGCUCUGCUCACCUGGAGCUGAUACACCAGUUUGAAUGUUUAACUCUUUUUUUCACACCGUUGCCCAAUUAAGCAACAACUGAAGCAUUUACCUAACCAUUAAGUCUUUGAUUAUCUUACAUUCAUUUUAUGGCUUUUCCUUAUUAGGUUGGUGUCUCAGAAGAUGGUAAAUUGAAUGGAAUAGAUCUAAACUAUUACGGUGACUGCGGGUGCAGUUCUAACGAUGCCACCAUUUUGUAUGCCAGGGGAUGGAUGGACAAUGGUGAGGUCUAUCUCUCUACACAUCACCCAGGAUACCUUGCAAGCUUAGUCGGAAUCGUUGUGUCGCUUCCUAGAUUUCCCAGCCUGCGUAGCAAGCGUUUCCGAUUAACUAAUUGCACGAAACGCUGGCUACACAGGUUAUUGAUGUCCCGUUUUGUUCCCCACAAAGUUAAAAGGCGCUUGUUCCUUGUACGUUUUCACAUAACACCGUAGCUGAGAAAAUGAGUUUUUUCGCGACUGCAGCCUUUGCAAAAGGGCUUAAGGGUUUAUCUCCUGAUUAGCUUAAAUUCGUAUCAACUAUUAGUAUUCCUAGUUGUUGAAAUGCCCCGUCACACCUAUGUUUUUCCAAUUUCAGCUUAUUUUUGUCCCAACUGGAACAUUGUACCUCAUGCUGUUCGCACCAACAAACCUUCAAACACAUGGUGUCGCGCACCAGGUAUGCUAUAACCUUUUCUCAAUUUGGGAUCCAUUUAACAAGGCCUAUCGAACAACAUGUAGCCGUGCAAGAGACAAAGAAAAACUGUGUAAGUGAAAAAAAAAAAGGCCUUGAAAAACGAAUUUAUGACAAUUUGACUUUUAUUCAACGUGCUGCAACAAAACCAGUAGGUCAAAGUAACAAAUCCAAUUGCAAUUAUUUCCUGGAAGUUUACACCUAGUGAGAUUUAUUACCUCGAACUGAUUUGAAACUUUUAUCAUCUUAACAGCUGGAGAUAAUAAACUAGGACUUGUUUCGAUUAUACUGCAGUUUAAUAAAGCUUUUUUUUUAUAUUUCGUCCAAGGCUCUAGCCAAGCGGUUUUUAUUAUGGAAUCAAUUAUGGAACAUGUUGCCAAAACUUUGAACAAGACACCAGAGGAAGUGAGGGAACUAAAUUUGUACAAGAAUGAACAAGUAAGUUUUAACUUUCUUCGAUAUAAGUUGAAUUUUUUGAAUUUGUGUGUUGAGUUGUUCAUUUUUAUUUCCAGUUUAGUCAUCUAGGGCUUUAUUCUCACAAACUCCUCAAGUAAAGUAAAAAACGAUAAACACAACCUGAGCAUAUACCUACACCUUUGCCUUGUCUCUAUGCCUCGUUAUUCCUUUAAAGAAAUGAAUUGACCGGGAAGACCUGGAAAAACGCUUUACAGGUACUAGGCAGCCUCUACCUGAGCUUUGUAAAGCGAUAACCCCAACCUCCUCUCACCACUCACCGUCCCCAAGGACGUUUAGGGAGCGAUGAGAGUCGGGGGGCUCACGGUAUUCGCAGGAGACGACGAUGGCCCCUGGAGAUGGCCCAAAGAUAUUUCCAGAGGACCCUUUGACAGUUACUGAAACAUUUCAUGAUCAAAUUCUGUUUUCUUUCCCUCCUCUUUCUGUUUCGUCCCGUUUAAGAAAGAUAAAAAUCUAAUUUAUUUAUGUGUCAAAAUAACACUUUUCACUUGUAUUUUUUAUUAGUUACUUACUACUAAUAAAAAAUUAACUUUCAAAAAAAUCAAUUAAAGGAUGUUGUGGGAAUUACUCAUCACAGUUUGUCAAAACCUUUACAGGUAACGCAGACGGGACAAAAGCUUAAGGACUGUAACAUAUCUAGUCUAUGGAAUGGUAAUAUUUGUUUAUUAAAUAUUUUUGGAUUGCAUUGCGCGUUAAUCAUUUUCAUUUACUCUGACUGGCGUGUCGCUACGGUUUUACAAACAAAGAAUCGAAAUCUGCCGAUCCAAGCAAUUGCAACCUUACUUGGACAUACUUAUGACAUGGCACCUAGGUUGAAAUCGCCGUUUACCACAUCAAAAUCACUUCCAUUGCACUUUAGAGACAACCAAUCAUUCUCAAGCAUCACUCACAACAACUAAUUUGGUAUGGUUCCGCUUUUUCUUUUUUUUUUUUUAGACCUCAUGCUAUCAAGUGACUUCAUGAAGAGAAAAGAGGCAAUUAACACCUUUAACAAGGUGAGGAUGAGUUGGUUUCUGCGCCUCAUCCUCUUGAUCUUUCUAGGACCUGAUAACUAAACUGCACUAAACCUCUUCUCGUUUUCAAUAUUUUUGCCCCUGCUAGAAAAUAUAGAGGAGCCGUCUAGUAGAGACCUUUUUCCAUUUGGUCUACAAAAACUUAGCUACAAAGUUAGUUGAAUCCGUAAAAAGCUGAUUCCCUUUUAAUUCAUUGUUUUCAUCUACACUGAAUUUGAAAAGCCUUAUUGCAAUUGAAAAAUAAACAAUAGGUUUCUAUACAAAAACAGAAUGAUGUGUUAAGUCGAUUAGCCUUUUUUUAGAACAAUCGCUGGCGGAAGCGUGGAAUCAGUGUUGUUCCUCUAAAGUAUGGAGUGCGGUGGGAUGGUAGGAGGCAUACUGCUUUGGUGUCAAUAUAUCAUACAGAUGGCACCGUCGCUAUUGCUCAUGGAGGAAUUGAUAUUGGGCAAGGAAUUAACACCAAGGUAUUAUUAAUAAAGCGUUAAAAGAAACCUAGGCGCUCAAAGUCUUUCCUAGUGAUCGUUGUCGCAAACGAGGGCUGUGACUGCUUUUAUGGCUGAAUCAUUGUUUCCAUAUGACUGUUAAAAUCGCAGUCACCGAACAUUCUUUUAACGAUCGCGGCGAUCAUAUGUGGAAACCACCCAUUCUAUACAAUCAAGGCAGGCUUCCUACCCAGGGGUGAGAGCUGGGGAAAGCGACUCCCAUAUGAAUGCAAAAUUGGAGUUAAACCUCUUUAGGAGACCAAUCGUGGUGUGACUCAGGCUUUCUUUAGCCUCAAAGGAGACUGUACUAAAACAGACAACUAAGGAAGAUAUAUAGAUAUUGUCAUUGUGCUGAAGACGUUGAAAUCAAAUGCUGCCUUCAACACAGAAUGACAGUGGUUCAUUUGUUUUAUGUAGAUAAUUCUUUACGUACAGCCCUAAGCGAUACCUCAAUGGGUAAAAACAUUGGCUUUCAGUCUUGAACAUUCUAAUCGAGACCGAAAACUGCAAAUAAAAUCACAUCCCUAAGCGAGUAGACGAGAAACCCCUUCUUUUUCAUAUGAGGGUCCCCCGGGCUUAAUGCUUUAUCCACAUUAUCUGAUAGAGGUAUAAUAGGAGGUGCCCAUUAGAUACAAAUACAUGCAUAUAUCAUACCGUAAGAUUCUGCAAGACAAAUUAAAGAGAGUCCACUACCUUGCAGUAAAGGUGAAUUCAAGGGCUUACUUGAGUAAAUUGAAGUAAUUCUUAAUGGAUUAAACUGAUAAAUAAUGACUUUCUCCAAAUUGCACCUGCUUUAAACUUUUAUCUUAGAAUUUUCGAACUAAACUAACGAAUUUUCUCAAGCAUUUAGUAAUGUUUUUUGCCUCACUAUAGUCAAAGCAUUUUAAAAUAUAUAGUAAAGACCUGUCCAGAAUUACCCCUUAGUGCUACCUAAUGGAUGAGAAAUUUUCAUUCGCCUUCUUUAAAACACCAAACUAUUUCCCCGGCCCAUGUAUAUCUUCUUUUUUGGCAUCCUGGCUGUCAUUAUUCUGAUUAUUUCAGUAAUACAUUGGAAUUGGCCCAUUAUUACGUAAAUUAAAUAAAUGAAAGGUAUAUCUUUUAGGUUGCUCAGGUUGCAGCGCACCAGCUGAAGUGCCCACUGGAAAUGAUUGUCGUCAAACCAACCACAGCAUUUACCAAUCCAAACAGUACGUGACAAACCUGUAAUGUUACCUUUGACUGAUAUCUUUCGACUUUACUCGGAACAUUUGCCCCUGCCAGAUAGGAUUAAUAUCCCCUGUUAAAACUGUACAACAAAACCGAACAUCAUUUUGUACAACAAUAAAAAGGAAAUAGCUGCUGAAGAAUUGCUGUUGUUUCACAGCAUUUGAUCCUGUCCAAACUAUCGGAUUUUUUGCAUCACAAACAUACCUCACCACUGCCCCGCUUCCAAACGAUGUUCAUUGCAUGAUGGCGACUUAUCAUGUAACAUCCAUAUCAUAUCUGGUAUAUGGUCACGCCCAAUUUAAUUUUUUGCAGAUUCAAGCACGGCUGCAAGCUCAACAAGUGAGAUGUGUUGUAAGGUUUGUACAGCUACCAGUCCAAUUCGUAAUCUCAUUCAUAAAACCUGCCUUAAAAAGUAAAAGAGCCAAAAGUUCUUUUACAUUGCGACAGCUUGAAUCGGCCACGAACACUUGGAAGAAGAUUAUCCAAUCACUACGUUUUAAGAAAACAGAAGAUUCUGAGUUUUUUUGCCAGUGGACCAAAAGCAUUCAUAAAUUUGAGGGCUUUUUCCUGAGAGGUCAGGUAUGUUCAAACGAUUUUAAAGGUUUCACAGUUGCAUAGUCUAACCUUGUCUUUUAUUAGUCCGUUUACAAAAGAACUUGAAAAUCUUUUGUUUCUGAAAGCGUUGUGAUUGGAUAAUCUAAAUGCUAAUACUAAUUAUAAAAUGAAUGCAUAAUAAAAACUAUACCAUAAACACUGGAGAACUCAAUUUCAAUCAAAUAUUAUUAAUUCGGACAGGGGCAUAGCCAUCACAUGGACCGGUAGGCCCAGGCCUACAAAUGUUUGGUUUUAUCACUGUACCGUUUGCCAGUACCAAGUUAUGAGUUGUUGAGGCGAGCUAAAACGCUUAAGAGCUCAAGAGAGCUCAAGAGCUUUAGGAUAUGUGGAAAUGAAACUAGUCGAAAAGCUGGCUACGCCCCUGAUGACUUCAAUAAACUAACGAAAACCUUCCCAAACCGAACUCCUGGAGCUGGGACUGGUAGUUGUCAAGUCAAGUGGAAAGUCGUCCGUCAUUCAAAGAAUUGACUGUAGUAUUGGUGCUAUUCACCAUUUUUUCCCAAACAAAUGUACCGUUCAGCCCUUCAUCUCCUAACGCCACGAAAAAUCUAUGCCUAGGCCUGUUACCGUAUAAAUAACUAACUUAUUAUAUGGCACCGUCCAAUAGUCAUAAAAUAUUUUUUUUAGGCGGUAAUGGAAUGCUGCGACGUCUUAAAUAUAGUGAUUGAUCCAAUCAGAAAAACCAUGCCAUCCGGCGCGUCCUGGCCUGAACUGAUUGAAAGGUGCUAUGAUAAUGGAGUGCAUUUAUCAGCCACGAGUAUGUAAGUUUUAUACCACACCAUAUUUGCUUUCACUGAGGUUAAACAUUGCAUUAUUUAUCUUUCUUGAGAAACACUCAUUCCUGGGGUUUGAACUGAAUGUUGCAUAGUUUAUGUUUCGUGUUGUCCUUAGUACUGUUGUUGUUCAUGGUAUUGAUGAAAAUUGAAUUGAUCAUGAAAAAAUGAUCAUUUUACAAGGAAACGAAACCAGGAAACGUAAGAUCACCAUUCACAUUUAAUCCACCCAUUGCAGUCCAGUAUGUCCGACCAACAAAUGACCCACUUUUACUUGCCCUAGCCCCCUUGAGCGCGUUUAGCUAAUCAAGAGGCAGAAAGUCUGGACUUUAACUUCAAAAGGUCAUACGGGCUAGACUCCUAUUGGGAGAAACUGAGAUAUUUGUUCCCAAUACUUCUGUGUUACUGACUGAGAAAAACAUUUUUCUUGAAUCCUAUGAUAAUCGUCAGGUCAACAAAGUACGUAAGACCAAUAAAACCAUACGGAGAGUUAUCUUUUUUUGCCCUUUCUUAGGUACCAAGAUCCAACACCUCUAAGUGACACAUAUACAUACAACACUUAUGGCUUGACUUGCACUGAAGUUGAGGUUGAUGUACUGACAGGAGAAAGAGAAAUCUUGCGCACUGAUAUACUGAAUGACUGCGGAGAAAGGUAACAUCAAAAAAAGACUUUCAAUUGCACGUGUCCAUAUUGUGGUGGACAGAUGCCUUUGAAUCACAAAGGUGUGCUUUGCGAGUCGAAAUGUUUCCAGCUUGAAAAUCAACAUUCAAACAUUAUGUUAAAAUCAAAACUGGUCAAUUAAUGAGUGUUUGAGCCUAGAAACAAAUGUUUGCUAAAGGGUUGUUAGUCUUGUAGAGCGUUUUCAGUCAACAAAAAGCCUCCCACAGAACACCAACUAUUGCCCCCAUUGUUUUGGGACACUAAAAGGCAGGAAGUGACGUCAUGUGAAAACGCUCUGUUGAUGCAAAUACGUGAAACUUCUAUCAAAAGUAGUUGGUGUUCAACACGGCCUCUUUAAUUUAAACUAAAAUGAUGUAAUGCUGUAAUGAUAUGCACAGCAAGAACCCUGUUCUGGACAUUGGUCAGGUGGAGGGUGCCUUCAUGAUGGGAGUUGGUCAGUGGCUGACAGAGAAAUUCAUCUACGAUCCUCAGACAGGGAGAAACUUAAGUAAUGGAACUUGGGUAAGUGUUUGCAAUAGAUGAAGCUCUGACUCGCUUCUUAAGCCUGUGGUGAUUCUUGAACAUGGCAAAGGUGCCAAAUAUCUUUAACAUUAUUGCAGUUGAUUUUUGUUGGUUGUGCCAACAUCAAAGAGUUCAGUGGUGGCGCAAGAGUUCAGUGCGACACAAGAAAAUAUCAGGGGUACGCUAUUACAUUGGGGCGAUCAAUCUAGGUGGCUUGUGAUAUCAUAUCUUUUAACCAAGUUGCACAGUGUAUCUUCAGUUAUUUGGACAACAGACCCCAAUCAACAGUGUCAAUAGUCGACGAAGUUGAUGGAUAGAUUGGCAGAAACAGAUUGACAGUGGAAAUGCAAAGAAGACUAGGUUAAGGAAUGGCAAUCCCGUCUGAAAUUCAUGGUUUGCGAAACACUUUGAAUGUUUUUUUUUUUGCACGCUUCAUUUGAAUCUCAAGUUAUCCGCGCCCCCUCGCUUUCGUCUUCCUGUUGUUAUAGCUUAGCAGUUAAGUCGUUAGAGUAUUUUCCAAUAGUGCCCGGGUAUGACUUUCACACACGAGUUAAUAAAUCAUAAACUUCUUGAAAACUAAUAAUAACCAAAUGUCUUUUACUUGUAACUUACUGCAGCUAACUGCUCACCUAUGUUUCAAACUGCUAACCCUUGUAAGGAAAUCCAGGACAGUCUUGGACUCCACGGUGUUGAUUCAGGAUUCUUGAUUUUCAGUUUUUGCCAGAGUAACUUGGAUUCCGGAUUCCUUGAGCUGUAUUCCGGACUGCAAGGCCAAGGAUUCCGGAUUCCACUUGAAAAUUCUCCUGGAUUUGGGAUUCCAGAAUCGAGAUUCCCUUACAGGGGGCGAAAAAUGGACUUCUGACUUCUUUUCUGUAUUAUAUUAGGACUACAAGCCUCCAUGUUCAAAGGACAUUCCAAUUGACUUCAGAGUAUCACUACUGAAGAAUGCUCCAAAUCCACUUAGCAUCAUCAGAUCCAAGAGUAAGCAAAUCAACUUAUUAACUGCAUGUAAGGAAUGACCCUAGUCGUGAUUAUAAAAAAAAAUUCCGUAUUUAUUUUGUAAAUUUUCCAGAAUCCUAAAGGUCAAAUGCUGCAAUAUGAUCAAUAUUAAUUUAUGAUCAAGUAAAGUGUCUUAAAAUGUAUUUUAUGUCUUAUGUUUUAUCAGCUUCAGGGGAACCUGCACAAUGCAUGGCCUGCUCGUGUUUGUUUGCUGUAAAACACGCUGUGGAAGAAGCACGAGCCGAAGUCGGCAAAGGAGAAGAAUAUUUUGUCAUGAGUGAGUAACGUUAUCAUAAACUUUUUACUAUGACUGAAAAAUAUUUCUCCGUCUCCUUUGGUCGAUUUGAGUCAUUUUUUUAUUGCGUAUCAUGUCGAGCUCUCACUGCUUGGUCAACAGACCCUUGUCCGGCGGAUACUCAUUUUAUCUCUUUUUAGUUCACUUUUUAUAUCAAGGAUAAAAUUUCAACCACCACGUUUUCACCAGCACUUUUUUUCUGGUUAUUUUAGAUGGGCCCAGCACGGUAGAGGAUACACAGUUGGCAUGUCUUGUGGAUCUCAGCCACUUCACCCUGUGA
Porites lobata is the source of this 26206-nucleotide messenger RNA. The record is from the annotation of a GenBank genome assembly. Lineage: Eukaryota; Metazoa; Cnidaria; Anthozoa; Scleractinia; Poritidae.